CACGGGAGGAUGGUAGGCGCCGACGUCAGCAAGAACCGCGCGGUUCGCUGGCUCCCGGCGCGCACACAGUCGCGCGGGUGGGGGGGAGGACGGCUCAGCGCUGGCUCUCCACACGCGCGCGGUGCGGCGCGCCCCUCCCCCUGCCCCCGAGACACAGCAGCUCGUCAAUGCCGCCCGUCUGUCCGUCCGUUGGCUGCUCCUCACUUGACGAGGCUGAGGAGUGGGUGGGCGGGAGACAGACAGAGCGAACCAAGGAGACCGAGUCCAUCGGCGGAAUGAGAGGAGCACACCGAUAAAAAAAACCCACCCCACCCGCCGUUGUUGUCCGAACUGGGGACAAAGAGAGCGCGCUGCAGAGAAAGAGAGAAAGGAGACGGCGAGGAAGCGGGAGUAAGGUUAUGCUGAUAUUGCGCUGUAUAAACCAGAUGGAGAUACCUUUCAUCAGAUUAAAUAUUCCAGAAGCUGCUUUCAGAGGCUUGUUUAUUGAAAAAUGAAAUGGGCAUGGUUUCCCAAAGCCAUUACCCUCAGCUGAAGAGAUGUAACAGGACAGAAAGCUCCAGCUGUCAGCUCACAUUUGUAUCGAAAAUGCCUUCAUUUUUUUCUCAUGAUUCACAAUAAUCACUAGCAAGUACUUGUAUAGUAAUCUCAGCUAUACCUGGAAAGUUCUUCGGGGAUACCAUAAGUGACCCUGAAGUGUAAUGAAGCAUUGCUGAGGUUCUUUGGACGUUUGCAUGGAAGUUGCAUCAUGUGAGGCAGAGGAGCUCCCACUAUUCCAGGUUCAAUAGUUUUUCUUCAGCUUAUCAGAAAUGGCUUACUGUAAAUGGAUGCCGCUAUGGAUUAUGAACGGCCAAAUGUUGAAACCAUCAAAUGUGUCGUUGUUGGAGACAAUGCUGUAGGAAAGACACGACUUAUCUGUGCAAGAGCAUGUAAUACCACCUUAACCCAGUACCAACUACUAUCAACACAUGUCCCCACUGUAUGGGCUAUUGAUCAGUAUCGUGUUUGUCAGGAGGUCCUUGAACGUUCCCGUGAUGUUGUAGAUGAAGUUAGUAUAUCACUUAGACUGUGGGACACGUUUGGUGACCACCAUAAGGACAGGCGUUUUGCAUAUGGCAGGUCCGAUGUGGUGGUCCUAUGCUUCUCAAUUGCUAACCCCAAUUCCCUUAACCAUGUAAGAACAAUGUGGCUUCCUGAAAUCAAGCACUUUUGUCCACGAACACCAGUUGUCUUAGUUGGCUGUCAGUUGGAUUUGCGUUAUGCUGAUCUUGAAGCUGUAAAUCGUGCACGACGCCCUUUAGCAAGACCAAUAAGACCCAAUGACAUUUUACCUCCUGAGAAGGGCCGAGAGGUAGCCAAAGAACUUGGGAUCCCAUAUUACGAGACCAGCGUGUUUGAUCAAUUUGGCAUCAAGGAUGUAUUCGAUAAUGCUGUCAGAGGUGCACUGAUUUCUAGGCGGCACCUUCAGUUCUGGAAAUCUCACCUGAAGAAGGUGCAGAAGCCUUUACUCCAGGCUCCAUUCCUGCCACCUAAACCACCACCUCCAGUUAUGAAAAUUCCAGACAGUCCUGUGAGUGCUUUUAGACCAAGUCAUCUGCUCAACAAUCCACUGUGUGCUGAUGUUAUAUUUGUACUUCAGAACCAGAUUAAAAUCUAUGCUCACAAGGUAUACCUGGCUACCUCAUCAUCAAAAUUUUAUGAUCUCUUUUUGUUGGACCUAUCCGUUGACUCUCAAACAAAUGAUGAGAAACCAGUGAAAUCAGGUCAGGACCAUUUGAUGAGAACUUUGAGUCUUGACACAGAUGACGAUGGUGGUGAAGUUGGUGUUAGCUCAAUGCAUUGCACUCUAAGAGCAUCAAAGAGUGAUGGGAUUUUGAAAGUGAGCAUGCCUGAAGAUGAAUCCACUGCAGUGAAGGAAAUGCAGACAGGAAAACAGUUAUCUUCAUGGAGCAAGGCCUUUACUUACAUUCAUGAGGAAGUCUUGGAGAACCCUGUAACAAAAAGGACAGGUCUUAUUACUGUGGUUAGGAUGGACCAAUCAAUCCAGCCAGGACCCUAUGAAGCUGUAUUACGAUUCCUUUACACAGGAGAGUUGGAUGAAAAUGAGAAAGACCUGAUGAGAAUUGCACAAAUAGCAGAGAUUUUGGAAGUUUUUGAUUUGCGUAUGAUGGUUGAAAAUAUUCAAAAUAAAGAAGCCUUUAUGAAUCAGGAGAUCACAAAAGCAUUUCAUGUCAGGAAAGCAAACCGAAUAAAAGAAUGCUUAGCGAAGGGAACUUUUUCUGAUGUAACUCUUAAAUUAGAUGAUGGGAGUAUAAAUGGCCAUAAGUCUCUGCUAAUUUCCAGUUGUGAAUGGAUGGCAGCUAUGUUUGGAGGAUCUUUCCUGGAGAGUUCCACCAAAGAGGUCUACUUCCCCAGUACAAGCAAGGCUUGUAUGCAAGCAAUUCUGGAGUACCUGUACACCAGCCAAUUCUCAUUCAAUUCACAGCUUGAUCCAAUUGAGUUAAUUGCCCUGGCAAACAGGCUGUGCCUUCCACGUUUUGUGGCUCUGACAGAACAAUAUGCUGUGGAGGAUUUGCUAAAAGCUGAAAAGGAAGCUGUUGAUAUUGAUGGAGAAGUGUUAAUGUACCUGGAACUUGCCCAGUUUCAUAAUGCACAUCAACUGGCAGCUUGGUGUUUGCAUCACAUCUGUACGAGUUACAACAGUGUUUGCUGCAAGUUCAGGAAAGAGAUAAAGGCAAUAUCUCCUGAGAACCAAGAGUAUUUUGAGAAGCACCGUUGGCCGCCUGUGUGGUACCUUAAAGAAGAAGACCAUUACCAGCGAGUGAAAAAGGAACGGGAGAGAGAUGAGGUUGCCCUUCAUAAGCAUCACUCAAAACGCAGAUGGUGCUUCUGGCACCAUUCUGCUGUUGCCUAAAACCUCUUAGAAACUAAUUCUAGGAAUUAACCAGAACAUCCUGUGCAUUAUUAGCUAGAUUUAAAACAACACACAAUGUAUUUGUCUUAAUUCUUGUUUACUGUAUUAAAAGAAAGGCUAUCUUGGGAUAAUUGGCCAUGUGUGUUUAAACAAUCGUCAUUAUGUUUGAAGCACAACCUUUUGUUGAAAAAGUAUGCUUGCUAUAGCAAACUGAUCCCCGUGUGGUGCCUAUAGAUUGGUUUUAAACACUUUUAAUAUAGAUAACUGCCAACAGUGACUCUUUUGUUCUGAAAAGAAUGACCACUAUUGGGUUUUAAUUUGAAAUAAAAUAUUUAAUUAUUUUUGUACAGGUGUUGGCUAUAUACCUUUGUGGUAACCAAAGUAGAGAUGGUCGUAAUAUAGAUUUUAGAAAACUUGUAUACUUAGAAGGGCUUAGAAACUAAUCCAUGAAAAGUGGCUUAUGUCUUUAUGGGCCUACACAUACACAGGUAAUUUGGAGCAGUUUACUGCUCUUGCUAUAUGCAUCUUUCUAGUCAUGCUGCUUUAUCAUGAAAGUUAUUAUUGCUACACAGUUACUGUAUAUCCCAAAUCUUAACUCUUGAAUUAAUUUAACGAUAAAUUUACUUAAAGUAAAUUUUUGAAAUGUUAGAAAUAGCUUCAGUUGGUCUGUUUUGAGCAGUGGGGAAAGUAAUGUACUAAAGUUCUGAUUGACCUCAUUUUUGCCAAAAGUUUUCUGCGUGUAAUGAUAUUACAGUAUGUAAUACAACAUCGACCUAUUGUGAAUUUCAGCUGCUGACACCAAGUGGCUGGUUCAUUUGGUUGCAGUUCUUUUAGCCUUCGACCUUUGUGCUCAUUAUCUUUCACUUAUUUUGCAUCAAUAAAUUAAAUAAAUGUUGUGACUGUUUCAUGGUAGAAUUGUAGGGUGAUUGACAACUUUGUAUUGAGAAACUAAAAUGUUUCUUAUGUAGUUUCCAUACUAUAUACAGUGAAUAUAUUCCACAAGUUACUUUUGCUCUGUAAAUUCCAUAAGUUGAAAAGAUUAAUUUGUUCAUGUACUGUCUUCUGAAGUACUUCACAAUAUACAUAAAAUGACGUUAUUUGAUUUGUUUGUUGGAAUAAUUGCAGGCCUAAUACGAUGCUGCCAACACACUGAAUAUUGGUGUUUAGAUCAUAUUGCUGAAUGCUCAACUUAAAAAAAAAACUGAUAAUAUAAUGCCAGCUUUGUUUGUUCAAUAGUUUUCCUUAUCUAUAGAUUGUGAUCUGAAAUAAGUGCAUUAUGUUUUAUUAAAUUGACAAUAGCUCACUUGGCUCACCUCUUGAGUCUACAUGCUGUGAAAUCAGGCCCUAAUCCAAAGAUUUGACUAUACUAUCUGAGUUGCCAUUUCAUUGCAGUAUUGAAAUGCUGCUUCAGUGGAGUUGCUGUAUCCAAAAGACUGCAGUCUCCUAUUGUCUGUGUGUAUUUCUUCUCAAAAUGGUUCUACUGCAUCCCCAUUUCUGGGCAUGGAGUUGGAGGACAGUUGCAGUGAGAGGCAAGAAGAAUGCAUGUAGAAACAGUGUAAACUUAAAACAAGACAAUAACUGUGCUUAUAGGUAUAAAAACAAAGUUGGCUAGAUAUUGGAUUGUGUAGCACCGAUUUUUUUUAAGUACUGGACUGUGAUUUCAAUUUCAAUAUUUUUGGGAAUAAAUCACAAAAACACUUUUAAUCUGCAAGAAUUGUGUGGUACAUAAA
Messenger RNA from Mobula hypostoma (lesser devil ray), 4641 nucleotides. It is a transcript of the gene rhobtb1, whose product is annotated as Rho related BTB domain containing 1. The transcript is spliced from 13 exons. Gene Ontology annotation, molecular function: GTP binding; ubiquitin protein ligase binding; protein kinase binding. Bases 821 to 2911 code for a protein of 696 amino acids. Gene Ontology annotation, biological process: regulation of actin cytoskeleton organization; cortical cytoskeleton organization; proteasome-mediated ubiquitin-dependent protein catabolic process. NCBI's taxonomy places the organism in Eukaryota, Metazoa, Chordata, Chondrichthyes, Myliobatiformes, Myliobatidae. Gene Ontology annotation, cellular component: cytoskeleton; nucleus; cytoplasmic vesicle. The record is from RefSeq and is a predicted model, not a curated record.